Molecule: messenger RNA, 753 nt
Organism: Bombyx mandarina (wild silkworm)
Lineage: Eukaryota; Metazoa; Arthropoda; Insecta; Lepidoptera; Bombycidae
Gene: Naa80
Product: N-alpha-acetyltransferase 80
Biological process (GO): protein acetylation
Cellular component (GO): cytoplasm
Molecular function (GO): acetyl-CoA binding; N-acetyltransferase activity
Source: RefSeq, a predicted model, not a curated record
UGACAGCUAGAAUUAUAAAUAGGUUAGUUUGUAAACGUCUGUAUGGGACACAGGUUCUACGCGAAAAUGAGGUGGUAGAAGAAGAAACUAUCUUGAAAAUUACAAAAUGCAACAAUUAUUUGUUUGACCUUUUAAAAAUGGAACCCGAAAGCCUUAAAGUAUUACCAUUGCACAAACAUCCUGAGUAUUUGAGAGCAUGCUGCGAAAUGAUAAACGAAGAGUGGCCCCGUAGUGAAACCGCAAGAAUGAUGUCCUUACAAGCGUCCUGCAAUGAACUACCUACUAGUUUAAUUUUAGUUGCGAACACAAAGUCUCUGUUGGGUCAUUGUAAAUUAACAGCUAUACCUAGCAUACCGGAGAGCUGUUUUGUAGAGACCGUUGUGAUAAGCAGAGCGAUGCGCGGGAAAAAAUUAGGAACGUAUUUAAUGAGACGCGUGGAGGAAUAUUGUAAAAGCGUUUUAAAUUUGAAAAUGAUUCAUUUGUCGACGAAAGGACAAGAAAACUUCUACGUGAAGUUGGGAUACAAAGUUUGUGCACCUAUUUCUAUAUACGGUGUACGAUUGCUGAGCCAUAGUUACAGUUCUGCUGUCAGUAUUAAAUUAGAUAAUCCAGUUGCCAUCAAUCCUAUUACUCAGACAGUACCAGGAGCUUUCCCUCCCCCGCCCCCGCCGAUGCCUAAGAUUCUUAAAAAUACGGACAACACAAUAAAAUCCAACAAAACAUACAUGUUCAAGUACUUAUAAUUGAUUUUAU